Molecule: messenger RNA, 533 nt
Organism: Paramuricea clavata
Lineage: Eukaryota; Metazoa; Cnidaria; Anthozoa; Malacalcyonacea; Plexauridae
Source: the annotation of a GenBank genome assembly
AUGGCGGCAAUCAAUAAGAGACAAGCUGUACUUGUCAUUUUGCUUAUUUUGCGAAGAAGACAAAGACGUAAGGGGGCAAACAACCGAGAAAUUUGGACACGUUCGUGGAUACAGCGCAGGAGGGAAUUGGGUUUUUACCGGACGUUCCUUUGCGAAAUUAAAGAUGGUGACAUCGAGACAUUUAAAAGGUUUACAAGAAUGACACCUGAAAACUUUCAGAAACUAGUUACAAUAUUGAGCCCUUAUAUCACCAAACAAGACACUAAUAUGCGAGAGUCAAUAAGUGCUGAAGAAAGGUUCCUCGCAUCAGGUACUGUUUUGUAUUAUUGUAUGCAACAAAAUGUAUAUACUACAUGAAAUAGUAUUAAAAUUUGCUUUCAUUUGAAAUUUUUACAGGCGAAAGUUUUCGAAGCUUGUCGUUUGCCUUUAGAGUUGGAGAACGCACAAUUUCUGAAAUUGUGAAAGAAACUUGUCAAGUGAUAUAUCAUGUGAUGAAAGAUACUUUCUUGAAGGUUAGAAAAAUCAGAUAUUGA